This is a messenger RNA of Schistosoma rodhaini, 1679 nucleotides long. Lineage: Eukaryota; Metazoa; Platyhelminthes; Trematoda; Strigeidida; Schistosomatidae. The record is from the annotation of a GenBank genome assembly.
AAAAACCCUCGUUUUUCGAAACAUACAUGAUAAAUUUACCUUAAACCACAUUGUUCGUUAACACCAUCCAUUCUAGUCUUGUUCUAACUUUCAUUUCAUAGAAUCGAAAAAAGAAUAUUUAAUGGUGUAUGUCCUGUUGCACAGAAUAUGAUUUACACUAAAUUGACUUUAAUUUUUUUUCAUUACUUAUCUUUAUUUAAUUCAGUUGAUGUAGAAUUAUUUCAUUUUUAUUACGUUGACCAACAAUAAUCAUUAAUGAUGAAAAUGAGGAUUUUUCUUAUUUAUAUUAUAUUUACAUGUGAAUUAAUUUUAGUUCAAAAUCUAUUUAGUCCAUUACAAGUACAAAAACGUGUAAUUAAUGGUCAAAAAGCAGAAAAAUUAGAGUAUCCAUGGGCUGUAUCUAUAAAAGGCACAAAUCCUGUAUACAAACAAGUCACAUAUUGUGGAUCAACAUUUAUACGAGAUCGUUGGUUACUUACUGCUGCUCAUUGUUUUUGGGCUGGAUCAUGGAGAAAAUCUCACCUUUUGGAUCCCAACAACUGGCAUGUUCAAGCUGGAAGUAACGUGAUUGAAUUAGGUGAAGAACAUGGAUAUAGAGGACAUGUAUUAAAACCAGGUACAAACGGACGUCAAACUGUUGUAGCUACUUUAAUCAAAAGGCUGAUUGAUAUUUUCUCCAGUGGUAACUCAAAAGAAAAUCAAGGAGCCGUCUGGCAUACACAUGUUAAAAAAAUUAUACUUCAUCCAAAUUAUAGACCAGACGAUCUAGAAUAUGAUCUGGCCUUGAUAGAAUUAGAAAACCCCUUGCCAUCGGAAGAUCCAGGGGUUCAACCAGCUGAAUUACCACCUAGUGAAAACUACCUUGCUUGGCCAGCUGAUCAUGCUGAUUGCAUAUUUGUCGGAUGGGGUUGUCGUGUCAAAAAUGGUCGACCAUCAGCACAAGCUCAAGCUGUUCAUUUGUUAACAUUAAAAAAUCAGGACUGUUCGUUAAUGUAUGGCAAUGCAGCAGGGUUGAACGACCAUCAUGAGUUUUGUGCUGGUUAUUACCAAGGACGAGUAGGAAUAUGCUCAGGUGAUAGUGGGAGUGGUCUGAUUUACAUGAAAGAUAAAAAACAUUACGUUGUUGGUGUGGCUUCAGCUACACAUGCUACAGCACCGGAGCUUUAUCCAGGUUUAUUCACAAGGGUUUCAUAUUUUAGAGCAUGGAUUGAUGGAGUGAUAGAUGGAACAACGAAUCAAAAUUUAACUAGUCCAAGCCAAUAAAGAAAAAACUGGAUUUACACUGUCAUAUUUUCAGUACAUUUCACAUUAAUAAUAUUAAAAUACACAAAAGAAGCAUUGAACUAUUUUCAUGUUGAUUUUAUUCCAUCUGACAUAACGUGUAAUUAAUAUACUGUAAUAACAUUGAAUACAUAAUUUAAAAAAUAAAAAAAAACUUUUGAAAUCAUUAUGUUUGUUAAUGAAGAAGAUACAAGAUGAAUUCGGUGCAUGUAAUUUCAUAGAUACUUUCUUAGAGAUAUUCUGAUCUAUAUCUAUGCAGAGGAUUUAGAACUAUGUCGAUACAGAUGUUUCACAUCUUAAAAUGAUUUAAGUUUUAAAAAGUAUAUAAUUUCCGUCUUAUCUGUUAUUCAACAAUACUUUAAGGAGAAAAUUUGUCAUACAAAGGCAUUUGAUAAAGA